AAAAUGUAGAUCUUAAAUGAAGGCGGGUACGCUUUUUCAUACGAUCAUUGUUUUGCACAUUUACAGAACGGACCUGGUGAGAGCUCAAGUAAGACAACAGACAUGGCCUCACACAAGCCUACUGAUUUGCUAGCAGGACUCAGACAGCAAUGUCUUGCCAGGGGAGCGGCUGGGAUCAAGGGACUAGGAAGGGCAUUCCGCAUAAUGGAUGAUGAUGGCAACAAGUCUUUGGACCUUCUGGAGUUUACAAAGGGAUUGGAGGACUAUGGGCUGGUGGUGAGCAAAGAGGAGGCCCAGCAGGUCUUUAAACUGUGUGACAAGGACAGGAGUGGCACCAUCAACUUUGAUGAGUUUCUAGAGAAUCUGAGGCCUCCUAUGUCCAGUGCCAGGAUCACUGUGAUUAAUCGGGCUUUUAAGAAGUUGGACCGGACGGGGGAUGGGGUGGUGACGGUGCAGGACCUGUGUGGUGUCUACAAUGUCUCACAACACCCGAAAUAUAAGAGCGGGGAGUGGACGGAGGAGCAGGUCUUCCUAACCUUCCUCAACAGCUUUGAUUCCCCCAACGACAAAGACGGCAAGGUGACCCAAGAGGAAUUCCUGAACUACUACAGUGGAGUGAGUGCAUCUAUCGACACCGAUGAAUACUUUGUUACUAUGAUGCAGAAUGCCUGGAAGCUGUAGACACAAAGUGUAACCUUGUUUGAUCAUUCUGAUCUUGCAAAUGUACAUUCUGUUUCACUAUCAUGAAGUGAAUCCAAACAGUUAAUCAAAACGCAGAAGGCAAAUGAAGGCAGUAGUUGUUGUAGUUGUUGAUUUUUUGCCAUACACCUGUAGCUACAUCAUCAUCAUGUAAAUCUUUGCCAAAUAAACCCUCUUUGUAGUA
Esox lucius (northern pike) is the source of this 883-nucleotide messenger RNA. It is a transcript of the gene capsla, whose product is annotated as calcyphosine-like a. The record is from RefSeq and is a predicted model, not a curated record. Bases 103 to 681 code for a protein of 192 amino acids. NCBI's taxonomy places the organism in Eukaryota, Metazoa, Chordata, Actinopteri, Esociformes, Esocidae. The transcript is spliced from 5 exons. Gene Ontology annotation, molecular function: calcium ion binding.